Molecule: messenger RNA, 2930 nt
Organism: Cutaneotrichosporon oleaginosum
Lineage: Eukaryota; Fungi; Basidiomycota; Tremellomycetes; Trichosporonales; Trichosporonaceae
Biological process (GO): carbohydrate metabolic process
Molecular function (GO): UDP-glycosyltransferase activity; hexosyltransferase activity
Source: RefSeq, a predicted model, not a curated record
CUUCAUAAACACAUCCGGAGAGAUGCUCCCAAGACAACACCUCAACUGACUCAUCCCCCUAGGUCUGCGACAUGAACGACUUGGAACGAACGAGCGACGACGAGUGUCCUCCCUAUCGCGAGGCGGAGACGCCGACGCCCGAGACACCGCCGACGCCCGACAUUGUGGACCAUGAGGCGCUCGGUAUCGACUUCGCCGAGGUGGACGUCUCGGGCCCAGAUGGCGAGACGCGUGCGCGCGUCGCGCAAGACGGGACCAUCGACAUGUGGUUGACGGUCGACGCGGACAAGCCGCUGCCUCCAGUGCCGUCGUACCCGCCCCCUCCUCGGCGCCAGAUAACGCCGCCUUCCAAUGACACAGAAUGCCCCCCGCUCAACAUUGUCAUCUUCGUCGUCGGGUCGCGAGGCGAUGUGCAGCCGUAUCUGGCGCUCGCGAUCAAGCUCAUCCAGGAGAGCGGGCAUCGGGUGCGCAUCGCGACGCACAGCGCCUUCAAGGAUCUAGUCUUGGGCGGUAAUGAGCACCUACGCGAGACGAAGUGCGGAGACCUGUCUGGCAAGCUUGAGUUCUUUGACGUCGGCGGCGACCCCAAGGAGCUUAUGGCGUUCAUGGUGAAGAAUCCCGGUCUCAUGCCCGGCUUCGAGUCUCUGACCAACGGUGAUAUCACUUCCAAGCGCCGUAUGGUCGGCGUCAUGCUUGACGGGUUCGGACGCUCGUGCUCGGAGCCAGACCAGCAGAAUGGGGCGCCCUUCGCCGCCGACGUGAUCAUCAGCAACCCACCUUCGUUCGCCCACGUCCAUGUCGCAGAGGCACUAGGCCUCCCGCUGAUUGUUUCGUUCACCAUGCCAUGGUCGCCGACAUCGCGCUUCUCCCACCCGCUCGUGAACGUGCAGCGCUCAAACGCGGGCGAAAGCGUCACCAACUAUCUCAGUUACGCCCUGGCUGAUACUCUGAUGUGGCAAGGGCUGGGCGACAUCGUCAACCGCUUCCGCGCCAAGUUGGGCAUCAGUCCGCUGUCGGCGCUCACAGGCCCCAUGUCGAUUGAGCGCCUCCGCGUGCCGGUCAUCUAUGGCUGGAGCCCCAGCCUGUUGCCAAAGCCAGAGGAGUGGCGCGAGAACAUUGACGUCGUGGGGUUCCUCACCAUGCCUACGACGAUAUCGUACACGCCGGACAAGGCGCUGUGCGCGUUCCUAGCGGCAGGCCUGCCGCCAAUCUACAUCGGUUUCGGGAGCAUCGUCGUCAAGGACCCAGAUGCACUAACGCACACAAUCCUCGAGGCGGUGAAGAGGAGCGGUGUGCGCGCACUCCUGAGCGCAGGAUGGAGCGAUCUUGGCGGCCUCGACAUCCCUGACUCGGUGUUCGUCAUCAAGGGUGACAUCCCGCACGACUGGCUGUUUGCCGAUGGCCGCGUAUCCGCCGUUUGUCACCACGGCGGCGCCGGGACGACAGCGGCCGGUCUCCGUGCAGGUUUGCCAACGAUCAUCGUGCCAUUCUUUGGAGAUCAGAUGUUUUGGGGGAACGCUGUCGCUGCGGCGGGUGCUGGCCCCACGCCGAUCCCACACAAGAAGCUUAGUGUCGACACAUUGACAAAUGCAAUCGAGUUCGCGCUGUCCAAGUCAGCGCGGGCUGCGGCAGCCUCGAUUGGCGAGGCCAUUCGAGCGGAAGACGGAACGCAAGCGGCCACUGCGAGCGUUCACCGCCUCCUCCCCCUCAAGGCAAUGCGGUGUGACGUUGAUCCCUCCUGCUCGGCUCAGUGGUGGUGCAAGAAGCAUUGGAUGCGGCUCUCAAACGCCGCUGCUGGUGUCUUGAUCAGCAAGAAGAUUCUCAAGUGGGAGGAGCUGCGGCCGCUGCGUGUGGCUGAGUACGAGACUGGACGCGUUUUUACAGAGCCUCUAACAGCCACGUCUGAGUCGCUUCUCUCCGUGAUGGGGACAGGGGUGGUCGGCUCGGCUCAGCUGCUGAGCAAGCGACCGGACAAGGGGCUUACGAAGCUGACAUGGGGCAUGGUCAAAGGAGGUGGCGAGGUGACCAACGCCAUGUACCAGGGAUUCGACAACCUCCCUGGGAUGAUGGGAACGCGCGUGCGGCCUCGUGCGCAUGUCACUGGAUUUGGGCAGGGGCUUUGGGAGGGGAGCAAGGGUUUGGUGCACGGACUGAUGGACGGUGUGACAGGUCUGGUCACCGAGCCCAUGGACGGUUAUCAACGCGACGGAGCUGGUGGGGCGGUCGCAGGCUUUGGGCGUGGUUUGGGCAAUCUCUACUUCCGACCGAUGGCCGCGAUGCUGGGCUUUGUCGUUCUCCCGACCCAAGGAGCAUAUCGCAGCAUUCGGGCGGCCAUGAAGAAAGGCGGGCCACUCAUGCCCGCUCGGCGCGCGGAGAGUGACAGCGCUGCAGCCGCGCUGCCGGACGAUGAGGCCGGCCGACUCGUUGUUCGCUUCCGUGAUGCGACCUCGUCGGAACGAACCAAGGUCCGUCGACAUGCCGAGCGGAUGCGGCAGAAGGAGCUCGCCGUGGCGAACACCCAGGAAGAUCUCACACCUGAGGAGACGCAAGAGGUGGCUGGGCGUAAUUGGUGGAAGCAAGCUAUACCACCGCCUAGGCUAGAGCGACACUCUCGUACGCCCAGCGUGUCAGCCGAAGUCGGGGAUCGGUCCCCAACACCCUCGCCUACAGAGAAGCGCGAGUUCAAGCGUGACAGCCUUUGCGUGGACUUGAAGGCUCUAGACUUGCGGUCUGUGAGCCCAGUACCACCACCUUUACCGCCACGGAAGAAGGCGUAGGACCCACCGCAGACCAAGGCGCCACGGAGACGGUUGGGCCAAAGGCAUUACAUAUUGUUCGACGUACGCAGCUGCGCGAUGGCGGAUUCGAGAACCAUUGUACAAGGUGAAGGUGAGAUGGGUAGUCGAGAGAAGCGAGUCGUAGCGUGUUGG